UCCACUUGAUCCAAACUUCGAACUCGUUUCGUAGGUAAUUUCGAUAUCUCUAUCCUUUGACGGAUCGUUAGAGGAGGUCCAUUUCCCACUCCCAGUCGGUGCACGCAACCCAUUCAUCAUUUAAUAACGCUUACGAACAUCUAACGGUCCAAUUUAAAUCAAGAAAUCGAUACAUCAGUACAUCACUUCUCUAUUUAUAGAGUGUGACCCAUUAGCCAUAACGUCAGGGAAAGAGUUCAUUCUAAGAAAUACUGACUUCUACUGCUCUAAAGACAGUGAGAUAUUUUCUAGCCUUGCCUAUCCAUUCAAAUUUCAAAUCAAUCUUCCUUUUAUUUUACUCAAAACAGAUUAAUACCGUUUGCAUUAUUUUCCAAUUAAAAUUUCAUUGAGAAAUUAAGGUUACAAAGAAGAAAUGGGUGCUUUGGAUCAUCUCUCAAACAUCUUCGACUGCUCCAGCGGCCAUUCCAAGCUCAAGAAACGCAAACAACUGCAGACAGUGGAGAUAAAAGUGAAAAUAGACUGUGAAGGAUGUGAGAGGAAGGUGCGACGGUCUGUUGAGGGAAUGAAAGGUGUAACUUCGGUCCAGGUGGAGCCAAAGCAAAGCAAGCUUACCGUCAUUGGUUAUGUAGAUCCCGAGAAGGUUGUGGCUCGUGUGGCUCAUCGGACGGGCAAGAAGGUCGAGUUAUGGCCCUAUGUCCCGUAUGAUGUCGUUGAACAUCCUUAUGCACCUGGUGUCUAUGAUAAGAAAGCCCCUGCAGGGUACGUGCGGAAUGCUCAAGACCCUCGAGUUUCACAACUUGCUCGUGCGAGCUCGACUGAAAUUCGUUACACCACUGCUUUUAGUGAUGAAAACCCAACUGCAUGUGUUGUCAUGUGAUCUUAGUAUAUCAUCAUGUAUGAUACAAAACAGUGAUCUUUGUUAAGCAUAUCUAGUUUUUUAUUUACGUUGUCUUUAUGGGUUGUUGGCCAAUUAAAAGUCAAUAGACAAGUUUCUGUUUGAUUUGAGUUAUAUAUAUGAAAUUUUGUCAUGUAAAAUA
Messenger RNA from Olea europaea var. sylvestris, 1037 nucleotides. Its product is annotated as heavy metal-associated isoprenylated plant protein 26-like. The transcript is spliced from 2 exons. Lineage: Eukaryota; Viridiplantae; Streptophyta; Magnoliopsida; Lamiales; Oleaceae. The record is from RefSeq and is a predicted model, not a curated record. Gene Ontology annotation, molecular function: metal ion binding. Bases 413 to 877 code for a protein of 154 amino acids.